Molecule: messenger RNA, 723 nt
Organism: Oikopleura dioica
Lineage: Eukaryota; Metazoa; Chordata; Appendicularia; Copelata; Oikopleuridae
Source: the annotation of a GenBank genome assembly
AUGAGCCGACCGAUUCGACAAAAGCCCGUUCUUGAUCUUCCAGCCCAGUUGGGAGAAUCUCCUGGAGCUGGGAGUGGCUCAGACUCGCCUCGUCUGACGAGAAAGACGCAGGGUGAGCUCAACGAGGCUGAAUCGAAGGGGGUUCCCUUAAAUUCAAAAUGGACUUUUUGGCUCGACAAGUCCGUCCCUGGUGCCACAGCGGCGCAGUACGAAGCCAAUCUGCGAAAUUUGUACACUGUUUCUACCGUCGAGAGCUUCUGGUGCGUUUACAAUAAUAUUCCGACGCCAUCGCGAGUUGCUUGCCGAUAUUCUUACCACUUGAUGAGAGGCGUCCGGCGACCGAUUUGGGAGGAUGCGGAAAAUGUCAACGGAGGAUAUUGGAAGCUCAAGUGUCCGAAAAUUCAUACUGCUACUGUAUGGAAAGAACUGGUCCUUGCCUGCAUUGGGGAGCAAUUCGUCGACGCCACUGCUGCUGAUGACGAUGUUACAGGCAUUUCAGUCUCUGUUCGGGAGCGAGAAGACGUGAUUCAAGUUUGGAACGCGAACUCGACCAAGAGCAACGACGCCACAGUAAUUCCAAAGAUAAAGUCCCUCGUUCCUCACGUCCAGUUCAUCACUCACUUCUACAAAGCCCACAAACAACACUUUGCCUUCGAAGGUUCUCGCGGUGGAAAGAAUCACAAUUCUCAUCACGACAAUCGCAAUAACCAUAAUCGUCGUUAG